This is a messenger RNA of Daucus carota subsp. sativus, 780 nucleotides long. RefSeq lists its product as uncharacterized. The record is from RefSeq and is a predicted model, not a curated record. Lineage: Eukaryota; Viridiplantae; Streptophyta; Magnoliopsida; Apiales; Apiaceae. The transcript has a single exon. Bases 1 to 780 code for a protein of 259 amino acids.
AUGGCAAAAUUGCACGUCCUGUUCCCAAUAGCUUUGUACAUCACCUUGCUACUGCAUGCGGUAUGUGCUCAAACAGAUCCUGGUGCUGCUCCAGCGGAUGCUCCUGCUGGGGGCGGCACCUUACCCGUGGGUAGGAAAGGGGUACCUGGUGGGAGUGCUGGUGCACCUUCCCCGGGUGGUGAUGAUGAGCCUCUGGGAGGUCCUGCUGGUGCACCUUCCCCGAGCAGCGACGAUGAUGGUCUUGGUAGUAGUAAACUUACCCUUCCUCCUGGAGCAUUUAACCUUCCAGCUGGAUUUCCCAUGCCGUCACUGGGAUCGCCUGUGGGAAGUGAUGGACUUCCCUUAGCGCCUUUGGCAAGUGCCGGACUUGUCUUACCGCCUAUGGGAAGCGUUGCUAAAGAGCUUGAAAAAGGAAUGAAAGGACUUGGUCUUAGCGACCUUGGCACUGCAUUUGAAAAUAGUUUGAAAGGUGGUGGUUUAGCCUCUAGUCCUGCUAGCAGCCCCUCAAGCCCUUCAACUGAUAGUUCUCUAGCUAGUAGCCCCUCAAGCUCUUCAAGUGUUAGUUCCCUAGCUAGCAGCCCUUCAAGUAGUAGUGGCUCAAGCUCAAGCUCAAGCUCUUCUGGUGAUAGCUCCUCAGGUGGGGGAGUCUCUAGUAGCGGCGGUAGCUCAAGCUCUUCAAGUGUCAGUUCUUCAGCUAGCAGUUCGUCAGAUGUCGCAACUCCUUCACCAGCUCCAUCACCCUCCGUGCUAUCAGCCUCUAAUCUUAUUCCAGCGAUAUAA